AUGGCCAAGGCUAAAGCAGGUAAAGCGGCUGCCAAGGCUGCGAAGAAAGCCAAGGCGAAUGAGAAACAAGCAAAACGAGAAACCAAAGUAGCCAAAAAGGCCAAAGGAAAGGAGGAGGGGGGUGAUGACUUGGAAGCUAUACUCGAACAGAUGAGACAAGAUUGGGAAAAGGCCCACAAAGUUACCGAAGAGAUCAGCACUGGACCACCUUCCCGAAGGGCAAACUCUACACUCACGGCUUGUCCGAGCGGAAAUUAUUUGUGGUGCAUUGGCGGGGAAUACUUCAGCGAAGAUGGAAAAGCUCAUUUCUACAACGAUGUUUAUCGUUAUUCCCCAGACAAGAAUGAAUGGCGCCUGUAUACCUCGCCUACAUCCCCAUCACCCCGUUCCGCGCACGCAGUUGCCUCAAGCCCAGCCAGCGGAGGACAGCUGUUUUUAUUCGGUGGCGAAUUUAGCUCGUUAAACCAGACCACCUUCCAUCACUACCGGGACUUUUGGGUAUUUUCUAUUGAGACAAAAUCGUGGGAAAGAAUAGAGACCAAAACAAGCCCGAGCGCUCGCUCCGGGCACAGGAUGGCAAUGUGGAAACAUUACAUCUUGCUUUUUGGUGGAUUUAAUGAUCCAGGAAUCAAAACCAAAUACUUUGAUGAUCUUUGGUUAUUUGACACCCAGCUAUAUACCUGGAAGCAGAUUGAAUUUGGACCUACUGCUAAGAGGCCAUCUGCAAGGAGUGGAUUUUCCUUUAUCCCGACUGCGGAGGGUGUGAUACUGCAUGGAGGCUACGUCAAAGAGUAUGUCAAGGGAAAACGGGUCGAGGGCAAAGCGCUAGAGGACACCUGGCUUCUGCAAAUGAAUGCAGAAGAUCCACUGAAACCAAAAUGGGAGAAACGCAAGAAGGUUGGAUAUGCACCAACGCCUCGAUCUGGAUGCACGAUGGCACUCUGGGCCUCCAGAUCAACAGGGGUCAUGUUUGGGGGUGUCUAUGACGAAGACACGAGCGAAGAAACCAUGGAAUCUGUCUUCUAUCAAGACAUGUACGGGUACCAAAUGACAGGAAAUGGGCGCUGGAUCUCCCUGACUCUGCGAAAGCAAAAACAAAAGGGGAAGAAGCCGCAAAUAGCUCAGCAGAAACCGCAAAAGGAUGGAAGUGACACAGACAUGGAUGAAACAGAUCAGCCACAGUCUGCUCCCAAAGUAGCAACCCCGGGCACUCCGACAGAACCUGAGCAGACAAUACCCUUGCCGAGGUACAACGCCCUCUUAGCCGUACUUCGCAAUACCCUCUAUAUAUACGGAGGAAUUUUCGAGCGUGGCUCCCGCGAAUACACCCUGGAUGAUUUUUAUUGCCUCCAAUUAGACAAGCUCGAUCGGUUUGUCUGUCUGAAGCCAUGCGAUGUUGUUUUUGCGGAGAAUGACGACAGCUCCUCUGAUGACUCAGAUGACUCGGAGGGAGAUAGUGAUGGUAGUGAUGGAGAUGAAGAUGAAGAUGAGUAUGGAAGCGAGGGUGAAGAAAGAGGGUCCGUUCGUAAUGAAAAGGAAAAUCGAAAAGAGGUUACACCCAUGGAGACUGACGACAAGCCAGAGCCAGAGAAAGAGCCAGAAGUUGACGAGAAUGAUGAUGCUGAGGAUGCUGAGGUUGAUGAGCUGACAAAACAAGCUCAAACAUUUCUGGGGGUUUCCAAAGAUACGACUCGAUCUGCGGAAGAGGCUAUUUCUACCCCUCUUCCAGGGGAGACUCUGGCCAUGUUCUAUGCGCGCUCCCGCGAGUACUGGGCGCAGAAAGCACAUGAAAAUAGCGACAAUCGUGGCAAAUUGUUGAGGCGGGAUGGAUUUGCUCUUGCUGAAGAAAGAUAUGGUCAGUCGCUCCAUACAAAUAACUCUGAUACAAUCCUCAAUAUUGUCAAUACUAUCACAGAGACAUACAGGCCAGUGCUAAAAGAAGUAGAAAGAAUUCUGGAGGAGGCAGGAUUAGAUGCAGAGGAAAUCAAACGUGUGGGUACAGGAGGUGGAACGAGCAGUGGGAGCCGCAACCGACGGUAA
This is a messenger RNA of Rhizoctonia solani, 2040 nucleotides long. RefSeq names its product kelch repeat-containing protein 3. Gene Ontology annotation, molecular function: protein binding. NCBI's taxonomy places the organism in Eukaryota, Fungi, Basidiomycota, Agaricomycetes, Cantharellales, Ceratobasidiaceae. The record is from RefSeq and is a predicted model, not a curated record. The transcript has 19 exons. Bases 1 to 2040 code for a protein of 679 amino acids.